GGAAAGCGCCAGGUUCGAUAUAAUAAUCCAUUUGCUAUUUGCAUUUACAUGGAUGAGAAUCGGAGCGGGAAUGGGGUAGAAAAACAGCGACUUUCUUUCUUUGUUUCCUUCUUUGUCUUUAUCUCUUUCUCUCUCAGUUCAGUUCAGGUUUACGUUACUGACAUGACAAAUUUGCAUUUGUAUUGUUAAAGCACAGAAAAAAAUAUAUAACAAAAGUUAUAUAUACAAUAAUAGUAAUAAUAAUAAGUACAAAACCAAAAUUGAUAAAACAAGAGAAAGUUUAAUUAUUAAGUAUUUACAAUAAUUAAAAACCUAUUUAAUAUGUGUCUGCAGCACAUAAUUUAUCUUUAUCUCCCAAAGGAUCUUCUGUUAUUUGUUAUUUUUCUUUCUCACACACACACACACGAAGGGGAGGGGGAGAAGCAGAGGGCUUGGAGAUGAGCGGUGGGCGGACCCUAAACUUGAUGACACUAAUAUUAUUGGUUGUUGGAGGUCACGGCAUUGUAGCCAAUAGAAACGUAGCAGCUUUGCCUUUAUGAAGAGCGAUCGGAGGUCGUUGACUUUUAUUUCGAUUUAGUUCAACAAACUGAAGGGAAUUGCAAAAUGAGUGGAAGGGGAAAAACCGGAGGUAAAGCUAGGGCCAAAGCCAAGACUCGCUCCUCCCGCGCCGGGCUGCAGUUCCCGGUGGGCCGUGUUCACAGGCUGUUGCGCAAAGGUAACUAUGCCGAGCGCGUCGGCGCCGGCGCUCCCGUCUACUUGGCUGCUGUGCUGGAGUAUCUGACCGCUGAGAUCCUUGAGUUGGCCGGUAACGCCGCUCGCGACAACAAGAAGACCCGUAUCAUUCCUCGUCAUCUGCAGCUGGCUGUUCGUAACGAUGAGGAGCUCAACAAACUGCUCGGAGGAGUGACCAUCGCUCAGGGUGGAGUGCUGCCCAACAUUCAGGCUGUACUGCUGCCCAAAAAGACCGAGAAGGCGGCUAAGACCAAAUAAACGUUUUUCUUUUUCCUGUUAAAUUGCAAAUAACCAAAGGCUCUUUUAAGAGCCACCCACCUUAACAACAAAAGUGCGGUUU
Messenger RNA from Colossoma macropomum (tambaqui), 1072 nucleotides. RefSeq names its product histone H2A-like. The record is from RefSeq and is a predicted model, not a curated record. Bases 604 to 990 code for a protein of 128 amino acids. Gene Ontology annotation, cellular component: nucleosome. The transcript has a single exon. Gene Ontology annotation, molecular function: structural constituent of chromatin; protein heterodimerization activity; DNA binding. Lineage: Eukaryota; Metazoa; Chordata; Actinopteri; Characiformes; Serrasalmidae.